Messenger RNA from Nothobranchius furzeri (turquoise killifish), 821 nucleotides. Lineage: Eukaryota; Metazoa; Chordata; Actinopteri; Cyprinodontiformes; Nothobranchiidae. The record is from RefSeq and is a predicted model, not a curated record.
CGAAUAGGAAGCCGUUACCAUAACCAGAUGAAUGAGUUUCCAUUUACUGAAUCAUUCAUACAAACCUUUUGUUGGUGUUUUACAUGAAACGCUGUUCAAAUUCAGAUUGCAUGGAACAAAUAUGUGAACAUGAAUCUGUGUGAUGAGGCUCGGCAAGUAAGAGCACACUGUUUUCCAGGAGCACUGCCUCAUGGGAAUCAAAGGAACGGUCCGCAGGAGUACUGAUGGUGACUUCAUCCAUGCUAACGUGGACAUCGACUUGAUUAUCACCGAGGAGCCCGAGAUGGGGAACGUAGAGAAGCCCGUGGAGAUCUUUCACAUCAUUGAGCACUUCUGUUUGGGCCGAAGGAGGUUGCACCUGUUUGGACGAGACUCAACCAUCCGACCAGGCUGGUUGACCGUUGGUCCUACAUUAACAAACACCAACUUCAACCCAGAAGCAUAUGCUUCACAUUUCCCUCUACCUGACGACCAUUUGUCUGGUUGUACAGAGGAAAUAGAGAGACUGAGGCCCAAAUCUCCAGUUAAGCUGAAGUCGGACCGUGGUGGUGGAGCCCCCAGAGGGGGCCGUGGUGGGCCGAAUGCAGGACGAGGUGGAGACAGAGGCAGAGAAAGAAACAGACCAAAUUUCCGAGGGGACAGAGGAGGGUUCAGAGGCAGGGGAGGGCCACAUAGGGGGUUUCCACCUCGCUAGAACUUUUAUUUAACCACGCGUGUCACGAUUAGUGAGAAGCAAUUAAAAUCUGAAUGUGAUUUUUCAAUUUUGGGGAAAAAAUGUUUCUUUGUUUAAGUGUUACAGGAAUAAACUGCUUUUUUAUAAA